This is a messenger RNA of Rotaria socialis, 468 nucleotides long. The record is from the annotation of a GenBank genome assembly. Lineage: Eukaryota; Metazoa; Rotifera; Eurotatoria; Philodinida; Philodinidae.
AUGAGUAGCGCUAAACGACAGCCACUUAAAGCUGGCAAGGAGAAUCAAAAUGUUCCUGUGGAAACAGCAGAACAACGUAUUGAGAAUCUUGAGGCAAUUGUCACUUUACAAGCUGCAACAAUUAAUAAUUUUCAAGGUAUGAACGAGCAGCUUGUACGUUUACUCAAUGAAUAUCAAAAAACAAUCCAUGAACAUCAAGAAACAAUUUGCAAGUUGAAGGACGAUGUAAAACAGCUAAAGGAUGAACUUCCCAGGUCGAACAGUUACGGUCCGUAUACGGCCAUUAACGGUUACUUUACGACUAUUUUACGGGCGAAAUUUUGCCGUAAUAUCUGGCGCAGUAAUACGGACCGUAUUAUCAUGAGAGUACGGAGCACAAACAGCCGUGAAGAUACCUUUUUGACAUCGUUUACCGUCGACAAACAGACCGUAAACGAGUCCGUUUUGAUCAACCUGGGUUGCUGGUGA